AUGGCUCCAUCUAAACGUUUGAAAAAAUCGUCCUCGUCCGCCAGGUCGUCCUCACCCCCACUAAAUUCUCUGUCCAAAAACCAUACUGAACCGUCUCCUAUAAUAUCGAAUCAAGAUCAGGAUUCUCAGAACACAGCUAUCAGCAGUGGAAACAGCGCCAACACGAUUGACAGCACGGGAUUUGUGGAUCCUGCCAUCUUCGAUGAAGAGGUAACAACAGGGGAUAAAAGGAAACUCUCGCCCGGCCUGCCUGACUGGCCAUACGCAGGGGAUGGAGGAUACAAUGCGCUCAAGUCGUUCAAUGGCCAGGUCUAUUCUGGCAUGGCAGUUGGUGGGUCCCACACUUGGAACUAUGAUCAAGGCGUGUGGCAUGAGGUGAAGGAAGAACCUGAUAUGUGGAAAAUUGACUAUAAGACGAACAAGAGGAGGGCGAAGACGGCUCCUAAAGGGAGUGGCGCACCUCUAGGAACCGAGUACCACUGGCUGAUUGUCGCACACCAAUAUGUCAAGAAGAUAGACGCGAACACAUAUGAAACAAACCUCACCGGAUCUAAGUAUAAGCUCGCACAUAAGGCAGCCGCCUCCAAGUCGUGGUCAAUCAAUACGGUAAAGGGCCAGCGAGAGCGCGAGAUUGAACUCCUAGAAGACGCUAAACGGCGUGUCCAAGGGUUGCCGCCAGUCCUGGCCAGCGAGAAGGUAAAAGUCGACAACCACGAAAAGGGGCAGCAGAAACUCGAAGACUUUUUUGCGAAGCCGAGAGGGAAUAAAGGUGCAGAUGUUGCGGAAGGAAAAAAGAGGAAGAGGGAGGAGUAA
Messenger RNA from Fusarium falciforme, 813 nucleotides. RefSeq lists its product as hypothetical. The coding region runs from base 1 to 813 and encodes 270 amino acids. NCBI's taxonomy places the organism in Eukaryota, Fungi, Ascomycota, Sordariomycetes, Hypocreales, Nectriaceae. The transcript has 2 exons. The record is from RefSeq and is a predicted model, not a curated record.